UCCUAGUUCCUGCUCCUCCCAGCUCCAAGAUGGCAGCCGCUCGACGAGGAUGAGCGACGCCACACUGGAGUUCUGUCAUGAAACAGCACCUGACAAUGCAGCUUUUACUACCCUUGUGUUGACAUGGCGCUCAUUUAAUACCUAGCUACUUGUUUUGUCACCUGCCAAGACCGUUGAAGGAUCGCUACGGAACAUGCUUUUCUGUUGGCUAAGCUAGCAAGCUGCGAGCAGUUUUACCACCAUGGCCAUCACUCAGUUUCGUCUAUUUAAAAUCUGCACCUGCCUAGCCAGUUUGCUCUCUUUCUUCAAGAGAUUAAUGUGCAGAUCUGGAAGGGGGCGAAAGCUCAGCGGUGAUCAAAUAAGUCUCCCAACAACAGUGGAUUUUUCAUUAACCGUACCAAAGCAGUCCCCACAGCCGGAGGUUGAAGAAUGGAGCUCAUGGGACGAAGACGCACCAACGAGUAUUAAGAUUGAAGGUGGUAAUGGAAACAUCUCUCCUCCACCCAACGAAGUAGAUGAGGAACCCGACUACUUCAAAGACAUGACGCCAACAAUCAGGAAAACACAGAAGAUAGUGUUAAAGAAAAGGGAGCCUUUAAACUACCUGGUGCCUGACGGCUCAGCAGGUUUCUCCAGCAGACUGGCAGCCUCUCAGGAUAUGAUGACCUUUGGUACACCCUCAGCGGAACUUGGUGAAAUGGACAACUGGCAGGAAAACACCAAUGCCUGGGAGGAUGAGUCUGAUGCCACCUGGGAAGCAGAAGAAGUGCUCAGACAACAAAAGAUGGCAGAGAGAGAAAAGCGUUCCAUGGAGCAGCAGAGAAAGAAAAUGGAGAAGGAUGCUCAGAGGAUGAUGAAGAAAGAGCAGAAGAUGGCUGUCAAGCUUUCAUAACAUUUCGGAAAUGCUCAGUGAGUGAGCCAUGGGGAUAUGAGGGAAAGACACUGAAUCAGCCAUGAGUUUAUUUUUAGGUCAUCAAACCAACCAGGAUUGUAAGCAGCAAGCCACCCUCAUCUUCAUCCACAUCCUGAUUUCACCAGCAGCCAUUUAAAUCUUCUCUUGGAGCAACCGUGAAUCCUUUUUGCUGGCUAUAUUCAACAUCAACAACUCAUUUUGAUGGUAGAUUUGUGUUUCUUUGCCAGUCUAUCUUAGGUUAAUUAACGGCACCAUUUACUGCAUAUUUUGGUCCUGUGCUAUAAUCAGCACAGGCCCCGUUCAAGGUAUGUAAAUAAACUGAACCCUGUACUACCUUUUCAAAAUUAAAAAGCAGUUUUUUGGUUCUGUUUCUAAUAUCAA
This is a messenger RNA of Nerophis ophidion (straightnose pipefish), 1294 nucleotides long. RefSeq names its product estrogen receptor binding site associated antigen 9 (gene ebag9). NCBI's taxonomy places the organism in Eukaryota, Metazoa, Chordata, Actinopteri, Syngnathiformes, Syngnathidae. The transcript has 7 exons. Gene Ontology annotation, cellular component: secretory granule. Bases 242 to 892 code for a protein of 216 amino acids. The record is from RefSeq and is a predicted model, not a curated record.